Etheostoma spectabile (orangethroat darter) is the source of this 1629-nucleotide messenger RNA. Its product is annotated as SWI/SNF-related matrix-associated actin-dependent regulator of chromatin subfamily E member 1. Gene Ontology annotation, biological process: negative regulation of DNA-templated transcription. Gene Ontology annotation, cellular component: SWI/SNF complex. Lineage: Eukaryota; Metazoa; Chordata; Actinopteri; Perciformes; Percidae. Gene Ontology annotation, molecular function: nuclear receptor binding; nucleosomal DNA binding. The record is from RefSeq and is a predicted model, not a curated record. The transcript is spliced from 11 exons. The coding region runs from base 139 to 1584 and encodes 481 amino acids.
UUCCCAUCCAGAACCAAAGCAACACUUCCGGUUUGUGUGUGAAAGGCGGAACAAGAAGCCCAACGGAGGGGGACAAAGGACGGUAGAGUUAACCAAUAUGGAAAUAGCCCCCUGUACUUAGCCAAGUAUCCAGCCACGAUGUCAAAACGACCAUCCUACGCCCCUCCCCCUCCCCCUGCCCCAACAACACAAAUGCCUUCCACCCCAGGGUUUGUGGGCUACAACCCUUACAGCCAUCUGGCCUACAACAACCUCCGGCUGGGAGGGAGCUCCGGAGGCUCCAGCAGGAACUCCUCAGGCGUCACGGUCCCAAAGCCUCCCAAGCCUCCAGACAAGCCACUGAUGCCUUACAUGCGGUACAGCCGGAAGGUAAGCAGGAAGGUAUGGGACCAAGUGAAGGCAUCCAAUCCCGACCUGAAGCUGUGGGAGAUUGGAAAGAUUAUUGGAGGGAUGUGGAGAGACCUGACAGAUGAGGAGAAACAGGACUACCUGAAUGAGUACGAAGCUGAGAAGAUUGAGUAUAACGACUCUCUAAAGGCCUACCACAACUCACCAGCCUACCUGGCCUACGUCAACGCCAAGAACCGCGCAGAGGCCGCAAUGGAGGAGGAGAGCAGACAGAGGCAGAGUCGUAUGGACAAAGGAGAGCCUUACAUGAGCAUUCAGCCCGCCGAGGACCCUGAUGACUACGAUGAUGGUUUUUCGGUGAAGCACACAGCAGCCUCUCGCUUCCAGAGGAACCAUCGGCUCAUCAGUGACAUCCUCAGUGAGAUUGUGGUGCCAGAUGUCCGCUCUGUGGUCACCACGGCCCGCAUGCAGGUCCUUAAGAGGCAGGUCCAGUCUCUCAUGGUGCACCAGAGGAAGCUGGAGGCAGAACUCCUCCAGAUUGAGGAUCGGCACCAAGACAAGAAAAGACGUUUCCUGGAGACCACCGACUCAUUCAACACUGAACUGAAGCGGUUGUGCAGUCAGAAGGUGGAGGUGGACAUGGACAAGCUAGCAGCGGAGAUGGCUGCGGCCGAAGAGGCGGCCAGGCGGCGGGCGGAGGAGAGGGAGCGUGAGGCGGCCGAGCAGGCGGAGAAAGCUGCCCAACAGGCGCAGCAACAGGAGACUGCUGGAAACAAAGCUGCAGAGCAGGGCAGUGCUAAUGCUAGCAGCCCAGCUAACCCAACCUCAGGGACCAAGGAGGAGGACAAGCCCACGCCAAUGGAGACAGAUGAGGCGGUGCCUGCAGAGAACUCCUCAGACUCCCAGCCCGCUCCACCUCCUCCAUCUGACCCCCCCUCCUCUGCCUCUGAUAAAGCCACUUCCCCCCCCGAGCCACCCAGGGAGAGCAGCACCCCGACCAGCAGUGCCCCCAGCGACGACAGCAGCAGCAGCAUGCCCCCCGCUUCCUCAGAGAGCACACCGGGAGCAGCAGCCUCGGCUGUCCCCGACCCCCCGGCGGCCCAGGACGCCAACUCCAGCGCGGCUAACCCUAACGCGCCUGCAGCACCUCCGCCUCCCCCCGCCUCAGAAGAGCCCGCCCCUCCACCGCCGCCACUUCUGCCCCCCAGCCAGGGCAGCCAGCAGUAUGACAUGUAAUAGUGUGUUUGUUAGAUACAGAGUGGUAACUAUAGAGGUCCCCCC